GUCUGUGGGCUUAAUGUAGUUCAGAACGAGGCCCAUCCAGCUCAUUUCACCCACAGCACCCGAGAGCAUACAUAAAGCUAACCUGAACUUAGAUGCCCUACUUUUUUUGUUUGUAACUCAGCACUGAGCUACAUUAGAAAUCCAUGCAUCUAUGUUCUGCAGAUUGUUGUGAUAAAAAAGAAAGCUCUGUUGAUCAAGUUCAUCGAUGUAUUGAGAGCUGUUCAACCCCUCUUACUCAGGCACAAAGCUUUGUACAGAAUGAACUGUCUCAGUUUCAGGAACGUCUCCAAAGAUGUGUUAUGGUUUGCCAAGAUCGAGUUCGUGACCAGGUUAAUGCAGAUACCUCAGAAUCUCAGGAUUCAGGCCAUCGCAAGGGCACAUUAUCUCUUGCCAACAGUGCAGGAAGUGUAAUGCGUCAAGCAGCUCUUGGGGUUGGAGGGGUAGCUGUUUACAAGGCAGAAUUUGAAGGAUGUGCAAUGCAGUGUGUGGACGACCAUAUUCAACUGAUGCCAUCAGUUAAAAAGAGAAUUGCAAACAUUUUAUCGAAGCAUUCAUAGAAUCUUAUAGCGUAUAUAUUUGUUGAAAGUGUUCAGUCUGGGUUAGUAUAAUAGUUGUGAAUAUUGUAGACCUUUUAAGUAAGGUCUUUGUUGAGUAAUGAAAAUGAGUAUAUUUUCUCUUGCUGUUCCUUGCUGUGUCAACCAAGGGGAUCUUUGUGACUAGAGAUUGUGCCAAGCAUUGUAGAAAUGGAGAAUUUGUUGCUUUGAAGCAUGAAAAUCUGUUUCUGAACCUUAAUGUCUUUUUUUAACAACAGUCUGCUUAUUUUUAUGAUGGGAUUGGGAAUCAGAAAAUUGUUGUUGCAUUGAAGGCUCAGAUCAGAUGGAAUAUUGAAUAUGAAUGAAUGAAUAAAGGUACUGUACAUACAGGACAUACAGGAAGCCAUCUAUGUAUAAGUGUAAGAAGUGGUAUACCAUGGCAAACAGCAUAUGAAAUAUAGGGAACUGGUAAGGAAAAGAUUGUAGUGUUGUGAAUGUAAGUUGUUGCUUAGUAUGUAUUACUAAUACAAAGAAAACCAUGAAUAUGCCGAAUAAGUGAACCUGUGAUUACAGUAUCAUAAAUUUAUUCAUGUCCAAAGGUGCUAUAAUGUAGUCAGGUUGUUAUAUGAGGUUGAAGUUCAUGUAUGUCUUCAUGCAGAAUUUUAGUUUUUUCAUAUUCUCCAUUGAGUUUAGUAACUUGCUGGAUUAUUUAGAAAUGUUUUAAUGCUGUCAUAUUAGUUGUAGGGUUUUUCUUGUGUCAUUAAGUAGACUGAGAUUUUUUAAAAAUUUGAAUUUAUUUCAUGAUAAUAUACAUUAGUUGCUCCUUUUAGGAUGUGAUAGUUAUUGUUGUAAUUUUUUGUAGUUAAAUAUGAAUUAUUUUAUAUGGUAAGAGUGCUCCUAGGGAAGACAUAAUAUAAAGUGGACAGUGCAGUAGUAAAUGUAAGAUACAAUCUAAGGUACAAGGAUAUUUUAAGAAGGAAACAUGGUUCCUUGAGAGGUGGUGUUUCAUAAGAGAUGCACAAUUAUUUCCUCAUAAUGUACAGUGAAUUUCUUAGAGGAAUUUGUCUCUCUUUGAACAUCAUAUCAUCAAGCUUGGCUUAUGACUUCUGUCCUAUUAUCAAGGAACUCUGGUUUGAGAAAGGGAUACUUGCAUUGAUCAAGCAGUAUUUCUCAGAGCUAAGUUGAAAAGUUUAAUAUAAACCUAAAUUAUAUAGCACUUAAAACUUAUUGCUUUUAUGCAAUCCAGGUGUUCUCUUGAAACACAAUUCUCACUUGCCUUUACCACUGUUUACCAGUGCAUCACUUAAUUUUGAAAAUGAGGUUUUAUGUUUUUGUGUUGUAAAUGUUUUGUUGUUUUUUAUCAGUAAUUUUGUCUUAUCAGUCUCUCUAGCAACCCUUUUGAAUAUAUAUUUUUUUGUAAAUAUAUGUUGGCUUAUUCAUGCAGCUUUAUUUUUCAUUAGCUCAUGUUGUAGUGGUACAGCAUUGCUCUCUCUUGUCUUUCUGACUCGAUGCCGUCCCACAAUGUGUGAGGCUAUUCACCAACUGUUGAAUAUGUAAAUCAGCAUACCCAUUCUGAUCUGCUUUCAAGUGACAUACCAUAGAACAACUUAAAAGUAAUUUAAACUUAACUGGGAUGACAAGUAAGUUUUAAGGCUCUGAUUUGUAAAUAAGAUUUGUAAGAAUAAAGUGAUGUGAAAAUAUAAAAUUUAUAAUUUUAUACUUACACAUAGUAAGUAGAACUACUUGUACAUGGAUGGUCUUGGUAGUGUCAUUAGUUGAGGACAUUAUUUCGCCAAAUUCCAAGGGAGAAAAAAACCAGGACUACAUAAUAGUUUGAUUACUUCUAUAAAUGACUUAAAUUUCAGAGGAGCCUCUCCCGUAGCUAUAACAGCAUGCAAUACCAUUGUCCCUUCAAGUUCUAGGGAAUUAUUGUUGCUAUUGUUCUGUGAAUUUAAAAUUACACAAAUAAUUUAUGAAUUUUUAAGAAUAGAGCAUUUGACCACUCUGUAAGGCUAGGUCAGGUUAUUUUAACAUAAGUUGCAUUUUUGGUCUUUUGGUUUGAUAAAUUGAACUUAAAAAUCACAGAUUCAUUUGAAAUUAAUUAGAAUUGCUCUUACAACAAAAGUACAGUAACCAUACACACCAGUGGUCUUGUCUUCACAUUAAAUGUGAUUAAAACCCCAAUUAACAGAUCUUGUUAUUCCAAUCUCAUGCAUAAACAUACUUCAAGGCAGUUUUAUUUACUUGCAAAGGCUCCCAAGUCUUUGUGUGUGAUCUUUUCAGUAUUGUGCAUAGAUGAAGUUCAGUAGGGUAAUAAAGUUUGUAUACUUAAAGUUCAGUAGAAUAGAAAAUUAUAUUAGAAAUGAACAGUAACAUAGAGCGUGACAGACAAGAUUAUAGGCUAGGCAAGCACAUAUUCCUCAUUACCAUAUGAUUGUAUCCAUAAAUUCAUAUUACCCAUGAUUUGUUUUGGAUUGUCUGUGAACCUUGGGUGUAAUGGUUGAGUAAAUUUCUCUUUGUCGUACCACAUAGGUAUUGAUAUUGUUAGUAGGAUUAGUAAUGUAUCACUGAUAUACAGUGAAGUAAAAUAUAGAUGGGCCAGAGACAUUAGGUACAGUUGCAAAAGUUAUUUUGAAUGUCUUUAAUUUUUUAUUACUGUAAGUGACAUGAAAAAAUUAAGCCAAUUGAAAAUAUUAAAAUUAUUGCAAUAUUAUUUGUGUGGUUUAGUACAUGGAAAUUGACUUAGAUUUGGAAAUUGACUUAUAUUUUUGUAUUAACCAUACUUCUCAAGUUCCAGUAUUGCUGUAAUUAUGUAAAGUAUUUUUGAUAGAAUUAAUUUUUAUAAUAGUAAGUUUGUUAUUCAAGGUAGUAAGCAAUAAAACAGGCUUUCAUAAUUUCA
Macrobrachium nipponense is the source of this 3432-nucleotide messenger RNA. Its product is annotated as protein FAM136A-like. The record is from RefSeq and is a predicted model, not a curated record. The transcript has 5 exons. NCBI's taxonomy places the organism in Eukaryota, Metazoa, Arthropoda, Malacostraca, Decapoda, Palaemonidae. The coding region runs from base 144 to 557 and encodes 137 amino acids. Gene Ontology annotation, cellular component: cytoplasm.